CUGGACGGGAGAGGAGUGGAGUGUGUCCGCGCUGCCAGCCUGCCCCGUCCCGUCCCGAGCCGACCGGGCAGCGCUCGGGGGCAGCCGCCGCCCCAUGCGCUGAGGGGCGGCGGGAUGGGGCCGCGGGGCACCGGCGGCCGGGCCGGCCGCACCGGGGCGCCGGCUCCCGGCUGGACGUGCCUGCUGCCGCUGCUGCUGUGCACCGCGCUCCGGAGCCUGCGGGCCAGCCCCGGCAACGAGGUGAAUUUGCUGGACUCACGUACAGUAAUGGGGGAUCUAGGAUGGAUAGCCUACCCAAAAAAUGGGUGGGAAGAAAUUGGUGAGGUGGAUGAAAACUACGCUCCGAUACACACAUACCAAGUAUGCAAGGUAAUGGAACAAAAUCAGAACAACUGGCUUCUGACCAGCUGGAUCUCUAAUGAAGGGGCAUCCCGCAUCUUCAUUGAGCUCAAAUUCACCCUGAGGGACUGUAACAGCCUUCCAGGAGGACUUGGGACUUGCAAAGAGACUUUUAACAUGUAUUACUUCGAAUCAGAUGAUGAAGAUGGGAGGAACAUCAAAGAAAACCAGUACAUCAAGAUUGAUACUAUUGCUGCUGAUGAGAGUUUCACAGAGUUAGACCUUGGUGAUAGAGUUAUGAAGCUAAACACAGAGGUGAGAGAUGUUGGGCCCUUAACAAAAAAGGGAUUUUACCUCGCUUUCCAGGAUGUGGGUGCCUGCAUUGCCCUGGUCUCCGUGCGUGUGUACUACAAGAAAUGCCCAUCAGUAAUCCGCAACCUGGCCCGCUUUCCUGACACCAUUACAGGUGCGGACUCCUCGCAGCUCCUGGAGGUGUCAGGUGUCUGCAUCAACCACUCAGUGACUGAGGAGGCACCAAAGAUGCACUGCAGUGCUGAGGGGGAAUGGCUGGUGCCCAUCGGGAAGUGCUUGUGCCAGGCAGGGUACGAGGAGAAGAACAACACCUGCCAAGUAUGCAGACCUGGGUUCUUCAAAGCUUCACCCCACAGUCCAUCCUGCAGCAAAUGUCCCCCCCACAGCUACACGCUUGAUGAAGCAUCCACAUCUUGCCUGUGUGAAGAACACUAUUUUAGGAAGGAAUCAGACCCACCUACAAUGGCCUGUACAAGACCCCCCUCUGCUCCUCGGAGUGCCAUCUCAAAUGUUAACGAGACUAGUGUCUUUCUGGAAUGGAUUCCCCCUGCUGAUACUGGUGGAAGGAAAGAUGUGUCUUAUUAUAUUGCAUGCAAGAAGUGCAGCUCACACUCGGGUCUGUGUGAGGCGUGUGGCGGUCAUGUCAGGUACCUUCCCCAGCAAACCGGCCUGAAAAACACCUCUGUCAUGAUGGUGGAUCUACUUGCUCAUACAAACUAUACCUUUGAAAUUGAGGCAGUGAAUGGAGUGUCCGACCAGAACCCCGGAGCCCGGCAGUUUGUGUCUGUAAAUGUAACCACAAACCAGGCAGCACCUUCUCCAGUCAGUAGUGUGAAAAAAGGGAAGAUAACUAAAAAUAGCAUCUCCCUUUCCUGGCAGGAGCCAGAUCGACCCAACGGCAUCAUCCUGGAAUACGAAAUCAAAUAUUUUGAAAAGGACCAGGAGACGAGCUACACCAUCAUCAAAUCCAAAGAGACAGCAAUUACAGCAGACGGCUUGAAACCAGGUUCAGCGUACGUCUUCCAGAUCCGAGCCCGGACAGCUGCCGGCUAUGGUGGCUUCAGCCGAAGAUUUGAGUUUGAAACCAGCCCAGUGUCAGUAGCUGCAUCCAGCGACCAGAGCCAGAUUCCUAUAAUUGUUGUGUCUGUAACAGUGGGAGUCAUUCUGCUGGCUGUGGUUAUCGGUUUCCUUCUCAGUGGAAGUUGCUGCGAUCAUGGCUGUGGGUGGGCUUCUUCUCUUCGUGCUGUUGCCUAUCCGAGCCUAACAUGGCGAUGUGGCUAUAGCAAGGCUAAACAAGAUCCAGAAGAAGAAAAGAUGCAUUUUCAUAACGGCCACAUUAAACUGCCUGGAGUAAGGACCUACAUUGAUCCCCACACCUAUGAGGACCCUAAUCAAGCUGUCCACGAAUUUGCAAAGGAAAUUGAAGCUUCAUGCAUAACUAUUGAAAGAGUUAUUGGAGCUGGUGAAUUUGGGGAAGUCUGCAGUGGGCGGCUGAAGCUGCAGGGAAAGCGUGAGUUUCCAGUGGCUAUCAAAACCCUGAAGGUGGGCUACACGGAGAAACAGAGAAGAGAUUUCUUGGGAGAAGCAAGCAUCAUGGGGCAGUUUGACCACCCCAACAUCAUCCACCUGGAAGGUGUCGUCACAAAAAGCAAACCAGUAAUGAUAGUGACUGAAUACAUGGAGAAUGGUUCUCUGGAUACAUUUUUAAAGAAGAAUGAUGGGCAGUUCACAGUCAUUCAGCUGGUUGGGAUGCUACGAGGCAUUGCAUCAGGAAUGAAGUACCUGUCUGACAUGGGUUAUGUACACAGGGAUCUGGCCGCCAGGAAUAUCCUGAUCAACAGUAACUUAGUCUGCAAGGUGUCAGACUUUGGCCUCUCCAGAGUCCUAGAAGAUGACCCUGAAGCAGCAUACACGACUAGGGGAGGGAAGAUCCCCAUCCGAUGGACAGCACCUGAAGCAAUUGCCUUCCGCAAAUUCACAUCGGCCAGCGACGUCUGGAGCUAUGGCAUUGUAAUGUGGGAGGUGAUGUCCUACGGCGAGAGGCCUUACUGGGAAAUGACAAACCAAGAUGUGAUUAAAGCUGUGGAGGAAGGCUAUCGCCUGCCAAGUCCCAUGGACUGCCCUGCUGCUCUUUACCAACUGAUGCUUGACUGCUGGCAGAAAGACCGCAACAGCAGGCCCAAGUUUGACGAAAUUGUCAGCAUGUUGGACAAGCUCAUCCGUAACCCAAGCAGCUUGAAGACGUUGGUUAAUGCAUCGAGCAGAGUAUCAAAUCUGUUGGUAGAGCACAGUCCAGUUGGGAGUGGUGCCUACAGGUCAGUGGGUGAGUGGCUGGAAGCCAUCAAAAUGGGCCGAUACACAGAGAUCUUCAUGGAGAAUGGAUACAGUUCAAUGGAUGCAGUGGCUCAGGUGACUCUAGAGGAUUUGAGACGCCUGGGAGUGACACUUGUUGGUCACCAGAAGAAGAUAAUGAACAGCCUUCAAGAGAUGAAGGUCCAGUUGGUGAAUGGGAUGGUGCCAUUGUAACUCGGUUUUAAAGUUGCUUCCUCAAGUGGGUCGGUCCUGCACUUUGUACACUAGCCCUGAGAUUUAUUUUGACUAAAAAAAAACACAAGAAAAGAUAAAAAGGGAAAUUCAGUGGUUCCUAUAACUGAAGGACAUUGGCCUCUGACGCAGCGUUUCUAAAGCAGUGUUUGACUAAAGUUUUCCUUCCUAUUUGUGUUCUCAUUUUCAUGAAGUCAGUGUAAGAUGCAUGGAACAUGGAAACGAAUCUGCUGUGUACAUGAGGUUAACCAGUCUCUUAAGCUUCAGCGGUGAUAACAACAAGCCUCCCCACCACACGUUGUCGUACGUGGGAGGUACACAUAUAGCACCUUUACAUACUGAAUUACAGCAGCACAUGGUAAUACUUCCAAGGACUGACUUGAGCAGAAGAUUUUUGUAGCCGUUCAUGGGCUCCCAAUAGCUGCAGUUUGCUGAAGUUUAACUUCAAGUCUUACUUGUCUACAGAAGUGUAUUGAAGAGCAAUAUUAGAUUAUUUCUCAAUAGAUAUUUUGUUCUGUAAAUUUAAAGAAAAGAAAAAAAUGCUGUUACACAGCAUUAAGUUAUAGAGACUAGCAUAUAAACGUUGCUUGCUCCAUGGCAAAUACAAUACAGGGUGUAUAUAUAUUUUUUUUCUUUCCUCUGUGUUACCAAGUUCUUUUUUUUUGCUCUUCGGGGAGGAUAAUAUGUGAUGAAGAUGUAUAUACUGUACAGUUUGCUACGCAUCAGGUACAAGAGUGGGGCUCUUUCCUUGGUUUAUUCUUUUUUUCCCCUCUUUCACUUUGUUUUGUCUCCCUUUUGUGUUACCCCUAUGCUUUGUAUUUUUGCUGCUGUUUCAUUUGAGCAACAUGUAACACCUUCAGAAGUUUUGAUUGCGUAUAUGAGGUAGAAGGACUCUGCUUAAAUAAAAGAUGUUGCCCCCUCUUCCUUCCCACUAUGGGCUGGGGACAUCCAGAAGAAAAGUUCUGGUUCUUGGUGGCCUCCAGCAACAACAUGGCAUCGAUUUUCCUGUGUCCUGGGCAAGUGUGGGCUUGCCUCUGCACCAGCAUUUUAGCCCAGUAGCUGCCAUCCAGUGCAGCCAUCACCUCUGUUCCCAGAGCCCAGGAGAGAAAGCAUGAGGGAGUUUUAGCUGGAAGGAAGGGAUUUUACUGUUCCUCUACUCAUGAUGGGGGUUAAGUCCUGGAUCACAGUGUGCAAAGGAACUCAUGGUAAUCCAGCACGGAGAUUUUGUAGUAUUUCUUCCACGGUGGAGGUGGGAUUAUUUUUGGAGCUGUGCUGUCCCAGGUUGUCUCUCCAUGGAUUUUUGGUUUGGCUAUGGACCUGGUCAUUUGGGGGCAGAGCACAGAGGGGAGGUAAGAGCGGAGCGGCCCAACAUGGUCACAGUGAUGGCAUCCUGAGGGUGAGGAGAUCCCAUUUAUCUGGGAAUGAGUGGCACCCGAGCAUGGCUCGAGUCACCACUAGGUUGUAGCUGAGGCUCAGUGUGUCCAUUAAUGCCUAUGGCUGCUAUUUUCAGAGGGACCUAAGGGCAAUCCGAUCCCCCAGGAAUCACAUCAAGAAACAGUUUGGGGCUGUCCUUCUCCUUUUUUCUGUAUAUGAGAUUAAUCAGCACCGUUAAUUUGGUUUUCAUAAGUUGGACUUCUAUUUUGUGAAGACUUUGAUAAAAAUUUUUUUUUGCUGUUUCUGUAGAUGUAUUGCUUCCUUAGAGGUUGGGUAGCAUCUUGGGGCAUCCUUCCUUGGCAAUAACAUCAGUGUACUGAGUUGCUGUGGCUCCCUUUGUCCCCAGUGCUGCAGAGCAGAGCCCAGGUAGCUCUUGCAGUGCCUAAAGGAGACCUGUGUCCUUCAUGUCUUGCAGAGGCAGGUGUUGCAAGACACCUUCAGCUGUUUCAAAGUCUUUCUUCCAUUUCCCCUAAGCAUUUGCAUAAGAUUUGAUACAAAGAACGUUUUUUAAAGGAAAGGGAAAUGUCUAAGAAAAGAGGGCUGAGUGUGGUUUUUUUUCUUAGCAGCAGGGCUUCUUUAGGCAAUAUUUGCCUGUUCUGAAAUGGCCUCCUCCUACUCUGCAAGCUACUGCUGAGUUCCUCAGCAACUGGAAGAAGUAGGAGGGAGAGGAGCCAAGGCAAGGUCUAACAAAUCUUGAUGGUGUUAUUUCUCAUCCUGUUGUUUCAUUUUAGCAGCCACCAGACCACAAAAGAGGAAGGGGGUAUCAAGACAUAACAAUUUCAGCACGGAAAAGAGAUUUGUCAUAUAAUAAAUAAGAUUAUUAGAGCUGUCAGCAGAACAGUCUUGGGAUUAUUUGUGCCUCCCUGUCUGCAAAGCUUGGGAAAAUAACCUGUAGGAAGACAGAAACAACUCAUUUCAUCAUAAGGAACCGUUUAUUUCCCUGCAUCCAUUGGCAGCACCAGGAUGCUAUUAAGCAAAUAUGGAGCACUUUCUGCCCAUCAUCUCCACUCAUUCCUUACCUGUUGGCUCUGUGGGAGGAGUUGGGUUUGGUCUUUUUGGUCUUUUUGGUCUUUUUCCGGGCUUUUAACAGCAAAAUCCCCUUUUCAUCAUUUGUAUGGCUGGCGUGCAUACCAGAUGCUGGAAUAACCUUCAAAAUGAGGAACCGGUGGAAAACAAAAUUGUUCUUAAGCCAGAUUGCAUUUGUAAAUAGGGCACCUCUUUUUGCUUCCUCCAAUAAAUAAAUAAAUAACCUUUUCUAUUUAUUUCAAGAGCUGUUUUUGCUACAGAUCUCUAUAUAACAGACUUUUGUUCGGAGCCAAAAGUAAAAUAAAAUGGUGCUUUAAUGAGUAGUGUCCAAAAGUUACAGCUUCUGUAUCCAUGGGCGAAUUCCAGAGACAAUGGAGGUUUUCAGUUCCCAUCCAAGAACUGCAAGUACUCAAUAUGUUGGGCAUGAUCAUAGGUACUGGGGUGCAGCAGAACAAGAUGACAGCAACGUUUUGCUGGUUGUGCUCUUGGUAAGGGCUGCAGGUGGAUUUCCUGCCUAUGGUAAGUCCAAGCACUUUGCUUUUCCAGCUCGCUACUGCUGUGGCUGAGACAAUGAAUUCAUUUUUUCCGAAGUAUAUUUUGCUGAUAAUUGCAAGGAAGGUAUUUUAAAGGAUCUGGGAGGUAAAAUGGCUCUUUCUGAUACAGUUUUUCACUUUGGGAGAAGGAAGUGUCCCCAAGAAUGGCUUGUGUGGAUUGACACCUUUUCAUUGUGCAGCUACCACUUGGAAAAACUACCUGAGCAUUAAAAAGGAAGACUGAUCUAAGAGGGAAAAAAUUCAGUUUAAAAUUUUUUUUCUAUGUUAAUGGUAAGAAGAAAAAAAAUGAAGGUAAAAAUUUUUUUUGUCUAUUCAGUGUUGAAUAUAAUGUAGAAAGUCCCAGUGGCCAAGAAAUUGUGACUCCUUGGACUGCUGUGGGCUUGAAAUUAGUUGUUAAAGCAUAUGUAAAAUACAUCAGUAGCAGUCUUAAAAUAAACACUUAGUUUCCAAUCCUUUAUCAUAACUCCUUAGGGCAGGUAGGGCAGGAGCUGGUGCAUCCAGCACUGCCAGAGCCGCAGCAUCCAUCUCAGCUCCUUGCAUCAGUGUUUUAACUUACAGGAGACUGUAGCAUUGCUGUAUUUAUUCCUCCCCCCUUCUCCCUCCUUGGAUGCUCUCUGUGCAUUUUGUUUGUGUACAUGUUUGGGUUUUUUUGUAGUGUAAGAUACGAAAUUUUCUAUUUUUUCAUAAAAAUAAAACCCUUUGACUAACAGCAA
This is a messenger RNA of Myiozetetes cayanensis, 6922 nucleotides long. It is a transcript of the gene EPHA5, whose product is annotated as EPH receptor A5. Gene Ontology annotation, molecular function: ATP binding; protein binding; transmembrane-ephrin receptor activity. The transcript has 18 exons. The coding region runs from base 115 to 3177 and encodes 1020 amino acids. Lineage: Eukaryota; Metazoa; Chordata; Aves; Passeriformes; Tyrannidae. Gene Ontology annotation, cellular component: neuron projection; plasma membrane. The record is from RefSeq and is a predicted model, not a curated record. Gene Ontology annotation, biological process: protein phosphorylation; cell surface receptor protein tyrosine kinase signaling pathway; axon guidance.